AUGACAAAAAUUUUAAAUGCAUCAAUAACAAAAAUUGUGAUAUUACUACUACUAGUUAUAACACCAAUUCAAGCAUCAAGAGGAGAUACAUUAUCAGAAUUUACAGAAUGUUUAGAUUCUUGUGAUUGUUCAACAAUUCCUUACAAAUAUAAAAUUAUACUAUGGUCAUGUUCAUCAAAUUGUAAUUAUUAUUGUCAACAAUUGGUGACUAAUCAAAGAACAGCCAAAGGAUAUGAAAUGGUUCAAUUUUAUGGAAAAUGGCCAUUUGUUGCAAUUUUUGGAAUUCAAGAAUUUUUUUCAACAUUAUUUAGUUUUGGAAAUUUUAUAGUAAAUUAUUGGAAUUUUAAAAUUAUUUAUAAACAAUUUGUUAUAAAUCAUGAUGAUGAAAUUAAGACAAUUUAUUUUCAAUAUCUAGUACUACUUGUUGUUAGUAUGAUUGGUUGGAUAUUUAGUAUAAUUUUUCAUAUAAAAGAUUUAUCAAUUACAGAAACUUUAGAUUAUUUUGGAGCAUUUGCAAUAAUUUUAUCAAAUUUAAAUGUUAUUGUAGUUAGAUAUUUUGAGUUAUUUCGAAGUGAUAAAAGACGAGUGUUAAGAAUUUGGCAGUUGUUUUUGGUAGUUACUUAUUUAUUUCAUAUUUUAAAAUUAUUAAAUUAUUGGGAUUAUUCAUAUAAUAUGAAAAUUAAUAUGGUUUUCGGGGUGCUUGCAAUGAUAUUUUGGAUACUUCAUAACCUAAAAGUAUCUAAACUUUACCGAGCUAAUGAAAAAUUAUUAAAAAAUUCAAUUCAAUUAAUACCAUUUGAAAAUAAAUUACAAAUAAAAUUAAAUUCAAUUUUGAAAAUUCUACAAAUAAAUAAUAAUUUAAAACAUAAAAUUAUCCUAAAUUUACCAAUUUUCAAUAAUUUAAUAUUAAUUUUAGGAAUCAUUUUAGAAAUUAAUGAUUUUGAACCAUGGUUUAGACUUAUUGAUGCUCAUUCUUUAUGGCAUUUAUUAACUAUGAUACCAAAUUUAAUUUGGUAUGAUUGGAAUAUUUGGGAUAUUGAAAUUUUGAAAAUUUUAAAAAAGAAUUAG
Molecule: messenger RNA, 1068 nt
Organism: Lodderomyces pseudojiufengensis
Lineage: Eukaryota; Fungi; Ascomycota; Pichiomycetes; Serinales; Debaryomycetaceae
Exons: 1
Coding region: 1-1068 (355 amino acids)
Biological process (GO): GPI anchor biosynthetic process
Cellular component (GO): endoplasmic reticulum membrane
Molecular function (GO): hydrolase activity, acting on ester bonds
Source: RefSeq, a predicted model, not a curated record